Molecule: messenger RNA, 1572 nt
Organism: Amborella trichopoda
Lineage: Eukaryota; Viridiplantae; Streptophyta; Magnoliopsida; Amborellales; Amborellaceae
Product: protein NDL1
Source: RefSeq, a predicted model, not a curated record
UCAACUCAGGUUAGCGAUCACCUCGGUCAGGACACGGUUAACAAGAGAGCCUCUCUCUCUACAUUUCUUACUUUCUCUCUCCUCUCUCUUUCUCUUUCUCUCACUAGGUACGAUACAUCAUAUUAUUCCACACGCUGCAGAGGCCGAGAGGCACAGGGCAAGGAGCAAGAGGGGAAGGGGGGUGGGUUUAUGUAUAAAGAGGGGAGAGGUUUUGUGUGAAAGCAUCGGCCAUGGCGGACUCGAGCGACUCGGUUUCACUCGAUAUCGAGACGAUACCGCUCGGUGGGAAGGAAUAUAUAGUGCAGACUAGCAAGGGUUCAAUCUCUGUGUUUGUAUGUGGUGACCAAGAUAAGCCCCCUCUCAUUACAUACCCUGACGUUGCUCUCAAUUAUAUGUCUUGUUUUCAAGGGCUCUUCUUCUGUCCUGAAGCUGCUUCCUUAUUGCUCCAUAACUUCUGCAUUUACCAUAUUGAUGCGCCUGGUCACGAGUUGGGAGCUGCUGCCAUUGAUUCUGAUAUCCCUGUUCCAACUGUUGAUGAUCUCGCCAACCAGGUUGCCGAAGUGCUUGACUUCUUUGGGCUUAAUGGGGUCAUCUGCUUGGGUGUCACAGCAGGAGCCUACAUCCUUACACUUUUCGCGAUGAAAUACAGAGAACGGGUUCUCGGUUUGAUAUUAGUCUCCCCUCUUUGUAAAGCACCUUCUUGGACAGAAUGGUUUUACAAUAAGAUUUUUGAUCUGCAGGUAAUGUCUAAUUUGCUUUAUUACUAUGGUAUGUGUGGUGUACUGAAGGAAUUCUUGCUCCAGCGAUACUUUAGUAAGGAAGUUCGGGGUAGCACACAAGGUACAGAAUCAGACAUAGUCCUAGCAUGUCGAAGGUUACUGGAUGAGAGACAAAGUGUGAACGUAUCUCGUUUUCUACAAGCUGUCAGUCAGAGAUAUGACCUCACCGAUGGCCUGAAGAAGUUGCACUGCAGGACACUCAUUUUUGUAGGGGACAACAGUCCCUUCCAUGCUGAGGCCCUCCACAUCAAUGCCAAAAUGGACAGAAAAUACAAUGCCUUGGUUGAGGUUCAAGCUUGUGGAUCGCUUGUAACAGAGGAGCAACCACAUGCAAUGCUCGUCCCGAUAGAGUAUUUCUUAAUGGGAUAUGGGUUCUAUAGGUCCACAUUGAGCCCCGUUUCACCCCUAUCGUACACAGGCUCGAGCCCACUGAGCCCAGCAAGUCCCCCGUGUAUCUGCCCUGAGCUUCUUUCACCCGAGAGCUUAGGCGUCAAGCUCAAGCCUAUCAAGACCCGAGUUACCGCCUCUACGAUGGAGUUAUAGCAGGGUGUAAAAGAGCAGCAAGCUGUGAUGUAGUAUAUGUAUUUUGGAAGGCAGAAUUGGGGCUCUAACACUCUUUAAAGAGGGAGAGAGAAAUGAAGGGGAAGUUGUAGAUAGGAAGGGGAGAUUUUUGAGUUUGGAGGAUGUAUUCUUUUGGGUAAAGAGGGAGAUUAGUGAUGAAAUUCAUUUUGUAGAGACCUUUUCUUGUAUCGAUACUAUGCAGAAAUAAAAAACUGUGCCCAUUGAGUGGAUA